Acaromyces ingoldii is the source of this 1998-nucleotide messenger RNA. Its product is annotated as FAD-binding domain-containing protein. The transcript is spliced from 2 exons. Lineage: Eukaryota; Fungi; Basidiomycota; Exobasidiomycetes; Exobasidiales; Cryptobasidiaceae. Gene Ontology annotation, molecular function: FAD binding; oxidoreductase activity. The coding region runs from base 83 to 1912 and encodes 609 amino acids. The record is from RefSeq and is a predicted model, not a curated record.
GGCGGCGAUGUCUCUGAAAAAGGGUAAAUAAGACGGGUUGUGAGGUUGGUCUGCUUCGAGUGGCGGCCACCACAGCUUCACGAUGAAACGAUUCCUUCUCUUCGCUAUCAUCGCAGCCACCAGCGCUGGCGCGGCACCCGCAGCAAAGUGCCGCUGUCAGCAAGGCCAGGAUUGCUGGCCUACCAGCAGCGAUAUCGAGGCUUUUGGCAAGACACUCUCCCGUCCGGAAGCCCUCUUAGCAAAUAUACGGCCCCCUGCCAGCGUGUGCCACGGUAGCGAAUACGACGAAACCAGUUGCACCGCUGCAAACGCUUCUUGGGCCAACCCGUUCUGGCUGUCCGAGCAGCCAGGUGCUAUGCAGGAGCACCUCUACGAGGCUGUGGGUCCCUAUGCAAACAACGACACCCUUGUGUGCGAUAUUGCUACUCCAAAGGAGCAGCCAUGCGGGCAGGGCGAGGUCCCCACCUUUGGCGUGGAAGCUCAUGAGGACAGCGAUGUAGUCAAAGCACUGGACUUUGCCCACCGUCACAACAUCCGACCCGUCAUCAAGAACACAGGACACGACUUUAUGGGACGUUCUGCAGGGUCCGAUGGCUUUCUUGUCUGGACCCACCGCCUGAAGAAUGCAACGGUGGAGACCGAUUUUGUGCCCGCAGGCUGCACGAAAAAGGAGCCACACGCGCUCCGUCUCGGCGCCGGUGUGCAAUGGAACGACGCCUACAAUACUGUCGCCGCAGUCAACCGGACCGUCGUGGGUGGCAUCAGCGGCAACGGCACCGUCGGUUCCGCUGGUGGCUGGCUUGCCGGAGCGGGUCAUUCGAUCCUCAGCCCGGCGCACGGCCUUGGUGUAGACAACGUGCUUCAAUUCCGCGUCGUUCUGCCUCCAGCAGGCAAUCGAGCGUAUGCCAAUCGCCGCAUCGUCACCGCCUCUUCUUGCUCGCAUCCCGAUCUUUUUUGGGCUCUUCGUGGCGGCGGCGGAGGUACCUUUGGGGUUGUCACAGAAGUUGUAUACCGCACCCACGAGGACCGGCCUGGACUCUCGGCGUUUGGGAGCGUCAACACAACCGAUGCGGCCGUCUUCAAACGAUUGACUCACGCAUUCUUGCAGACCAUUGGGACGACGUUCGUUGACGACAAGUGGGGCGGCUAUGGCUUCAUCACGCCUCUGCCUACAGUCAAUGCGAUCAGCUUCUAUCUCUAUAGAACCGACGUGCUACCUGACUCUGACGAAGAACGGACGCUCAACAGGACCAUGACCGGCCUUCUAGACCGCCUGCAGCGCAUCGCGGCCUCGCCACAGCCCAUUGGAACAGUAACGAGGCUGCCCAACUUCCAAGCGCUUCUUGCAAUCUUCAAUGGUGGUGUCUCUGGUUCGGGCCCCUCGGUGCAAAGGCGUGAUGACGUUCACAAGCGGAGCGAUAACGGCAAGUCGGCGCCACGCACGUUUGAAACUAGCCGUCUACUUCCUCGGACAUUCUUUGAGAACUCUUCGGCUGUGAAUGAGUACCUGGACGCCGCCGAGGGCACCAAUAUCCUUACCCACAACGUUCUGGGUGGAGCUGUUUCCCAACACGGCGCCGAUUCAGCUGCCGCUCAUCCAGGGUGGCGCAAGAACGUCGUGCACGUUCUUUCGCUCGCGAACGAACCCGUCACAUCAAAGGAGGCUAAGAAGACUCUGGACAAGGUCACUAAUAUCGUCUACGGAAAGGACCGAGCGGCCAAAGAUGUUGCCUGCUAUCUAAACGAGGCCCCAUACGACGAUGAUUACUGGCCACGCUCGUUCUUUGGCAGCCACUGGGAGCGUCUCUCGCACCUCAAAAGAGCUGUUGACCCGCUUGACCAGCUCAUCGUCUAUCGAGGAGUCGGGAGCGAGCGAUGGAGCGACGACCUGAAAUGUCUACGGUCUGGUUGAGGUUUUCAUCUUUGUCACUUGUUAAGCAAUUCAACUGUGUAAGACGGGACAGUCCAAGCUCCAAUGGAGGGGAGGGCAUUGGAGGU